GGUUUGAUUACAUAUUGGACAUACAUUCAUUGAAAAAACGAAACAGAAAAACUAUUAUGAGUCAUGAUCUUCUCAGGAUGUUGUAUUAUACUUGUAAACCCGUUCAAAGAUCGCUACUCUUAAUUGCCUGCAAAACCAAGAAUCCCAAUUUGAGAUGGCUAUGUCAAACGAACCCCACUAACAACCCCAACUCUCUUAAUAGCCCUCAAGCUUCAAGCGGCCCAAAUGAUUCGACUAAAUCCAAACAAACCCCAAAAAUAUCACCACCUCCUUCUUCCGGUCAUAAAUCUACCGCUUCUUUCUCGUUUUUCACGUGGAAAAGGUUAGCUAUCAGUGUGAGUAUAGGGGUCAUCGGAAUUAUAUUCAUUCGAUACUUGAAAGACGUGAAGGACAAGCAGAUAAACGAGGAGAGACAAAAGGAGAUGGGAAAAAUGCUCAUCGGUGGCGAUUGGGCCUUAACCGACCCCAAGGGUAAAACGGUCACCAACAAGGAUUUCCUGGGUAAAUGGGUUCUCAUGUAUUUUGGAUUCACCCAUUGUCCCGACAUAUGCCCGGACGAGAUGGAGAAAAUGUGCAAAGCCGUAGAUAUUAUAGACCUAGAAAAGGCUAAGAACAAUAACUCCGGUUCCUUCGAAGUAGUUCCUUUGUUCGUCUCGGUCGACCCUGAGAGGGACACUCCCGCCAUAGUGAACCAAUACUGCCAAGAGUUUUCUCCCAAAUUGGUGGGCGUCACUGGGACUCCCGAACAGAUCAAAGAGAUGAGCAAAACAUUCAGAGUCUACUAUAGUCAGGGCCCGAGGGACAAACGUAACGAUUACAUCGUAGACCAUACCAUCAUAACUUAUCUCCUUAACCCCAAGGGCGAAUUUGUCGAUUAUUAUGGGAGAACAAAAACGGCCGAAGACAUAGUGAAUAGCGUUAAGAUUCAAGCGCUCAAGUAUGGCGGUGGCCCAAAAAGAUUCGGAUUAUUUUAAAAAUUUUAUAAUUACUAGAGUGACGAGUUAAUAUUACAUCUUUGAUAACAACAUAAAUAAAUUAAUAGUGAUUUAUAAAUUUUGUGUCUAGAAAAUUAUUUUUUUGCACAUUCAAAUUUUUAAAUAAGAU
Messenger RNA from Gordionus sp. m RMFG-2023, 1104 nucleotides. Its product is annotated as protein SCO1 homolog, mitochondrial-like. Gene Ontology annotation, biological process: mitochondrial respiratory chain complex IV assembly; intracellular copper ion homeostasis. The transcript has 3 exons. Gene Ontology annotation, cellular component: mitochondrial inner membrane. Bases 57 to 974 code for a protein of 305 amino acids. The record is from RefSeq and is a predicted model, not a curated record. Gene Ontology annotation, molecular function: copper chaperone activity; copper ion binding. NCBI's taxonomy places the organism in Eukaryota, Metazoa, Nematomorpha, Gordioida, Chordodea, Parachordodidae.